AUGCCCUACUUCCGCAUCACACUACUUCGCUCGUCGAUCGGUCUGCCCAAGCAGGCCUCGGGCGUCCUCAAGGCCCUAGGUCUGCGCAAGCGCAUGAAGACCGUCUACCAUCCCGUCUCGCAGCAAGUCGCCGGUCAAAUCUUCGCCGUCAAGGAACUCGUCGACGUCCAGGAGGUCGACCAAAGAUUCUCGCCUGAAGAACUCAAGGAACUCAGACGACCCGAUUCUGGCUUCUACGUCGAGAGCCGCGUACAGGACCAGCGCAUGGAUUGA
This is a messenger RNA of Aureobasidium namibiae CBS 147.97, 273 nucleotides long. Its product is annotated as mitochondrial 54S ribosomal protein YmL33. Gene Ontology annotation, biological process: translation. Gene Ontology annotation, molecular function: structural constituent of ribosome. The coding region runs from base 1 to 273 and encodes 90 amino acids. The record is from RefSeq and is a predicted model, not a curated record. The transcript has a single exon. Lineage: Eukaryota; Fungi; Ascomycota; Dothideomycetes; Dothideales; Saccotheciaceae. Gene Ontology annotation, cellular component: mitochondrion; large ribosomal subunit.